GGACGGGCGAGUGAUUCGAUUGGCGGAUGCUUGUGCUUGAGUCUGGCCGUCGGAUCGGCCGCCUCCGUCAAAUCUAGCCCCUCUCCUCUUUGGCCCCGAGCCGACCCGCGUCGCCACAAACACAGACAGACGUGCUUACCCGCGCCACGACUGGUUCCGCCUACGCGGCAGACUCCGAGGCGUGCCACCGCGCUGCGCUCUGAUUGGUCGAGGCUGCGUCGACCAAUCAGGCCUCGCCUGAACCGGUACUCGAGGCAGAGUUGA
Messenger RNA from Protopolystoma xenopodis, 264 nucleotides. Lineage: Eukaryota; Metazoa; Platyhelminthes; Monogenea; Polystomatidea; Polystomatidae. The record is from the annotation of a GenBank genome assembly.